AUGCGGCAGCGGCGGCGGUUGGAGCUGUUGAAGGAUUAUGACCUUACUAUCCUGUACCACCCCGGGAAGGCCAACGUGGUUGCCGAUGCACGAAGUAGAAAGUCAGUUGAAAACUUGGUGACGGCGAUUACUAGUCAACCAUUGUUGCAAAAGGAAAUGCAACGGUUUGGAUUGGAAGUGGUGGCGCCGGAGGUUGUGACUAUCUUGGCGGCACUAGUGGUUCGACCGACCUUAUUGGAGCGAAUCAAAGAGCGGCAAGUUGAUGAUUCAUAUCUCCAAAAGGUGUGGGAUAACAUUGACGGCGGACGCGCCGGUGACUUCGGCGUGGGAUCCGACGGUGCACUUCGGUUCAGAAAUCGGUUGUGUGUGCCCAAAGAUGAUGAAGUUCGCAAGAUGAAAGACAUGGGGAAGUUUGUGGCGCAGUGUUUAACGUGCCAACAAGUGAAGACUGAGCGUCGAUUUCCCGCGGAAAAGUUGCAGAGCUUACCAAUCCCCGUGUGGAAAUGGGAGGACAUAGCAAUGGACUUUGUGGUCGGAUUACCCUGA
Messenger RNA from Ananas comosus (pineapple), 546 nucleotides. RefSeq lists its product as uncharacterized. The transcript has 2 exons. Lineage: Eukaryota; Viridiplantae; Streptophyta; Magnoliopsida; Poales; Bromeliaceae. The coding region runs from base 1 to 546 and encodes 181 amino acids. The record is from RefSeq and is a predicted model, not a curated record.